CGUCCAGUCGAAGCAAUAUGGAAUCCAAGAUUCGGGCUGGACCGAUUUCUCAAGAUUCUAAAAUUGCCAUGACAAGCGAUCCAGGAGAAAAAUCCGGGGACCAAGCUAUGUUAAAAACAGUUACAGUCAGGUGUUCUCCUAAUCAAGUCAGCAAAUCAUCCUAAUAUGAAUGAAGGAACAAACAAAGUGUUGAAGUACUUCAGUUUAGCGUCAUUAACAUUACAAAAUGCCAUACUUAUUCUCGUCAUGCGUUACGUGCGGACACGUCCCGGGGACAUGUUCACAUCGUCAACGGCCGUCGUCAUGUCAGAGACCAUCAAAUUCAUUGUGUGUAUGCUCCUCAUUCUCAUCGAGGAGGGAGGGGUCGUCCCCUGGCUGAAACAUCUCCGGGAUAACAUCAUACGUCAGCCUAUGGACUGUCUGAAGAUCUCUGUGCCUUCGGUUGUGUAUGUCUUGCAAAAUAACCUGCUGUAUAUCGCCGUUUCUAAUCUUGAUGCUGCAACAUUCCAGGUGACCUAUCAACUAAAGCUUCUCACGACUGCCUUGUUCUCCGUCAUCAUGCUCCGAAAACAGCUCAGCAAGGUUCAAUGGUUUGCACUCUUUCUGCUGUUCUUGGGCGUUGCUAUUGUGCAGCUACAACCAGCGGACUCUGUCAAAGUUAAUAAAGUUGUUACAGAACAGAGCCCGAUCGUUGGGCUAGCAGCUGUGUCGGUGUCGUGUCUCAUGUCAGGAUUUGCCGGCGUUUAUUUCGAGAAAAUACUUAAAGGAACACAGCAGUCGUUAUGGUUACGGAACGUACAGCUGGGAUUUUUGGGCAUGGUGUUCGGACUCAUCACAAUGGAACUGAACGACGGGCCUAAAGUUCAUGGACGAGGAUAUUUCUUUGGCUACACACCGACCGUGUGGUUUGUGAUAUGUCUGCAGUCCUUUGGCGGCUUGAUGGUGGCAAUGGUCGUAAAGUACGCUGAUAACAUUCUCAAAGGGUUCGCCACGUCGGCAGCCAUUGUGAUAUCAUGUGUCGCGUCGAUAUAUUUCUUUGAUUUCCAGUUGUCUGUGCAAUUCAUGUUCGGUGCCGGUGGGGUAAUGGUUUCCAUAUACUUAUAUUCGAGAUUUAUACCAGCUGCCAAAACAAGUAAUGGGGAAACAAACCCAGUCAUAUCAGUCAAUAGUAGUAAAAAAUGAGUAUUAAGUUAUAUUAUAUAAAGCCACUAACUUACAUGUGACAUUCUAUGUUCUUUUAAUUUACCUAUUAGUAUUAGACUGCUUAUGUGACUCGCUCUACCAAAACUAGGCGCUUGUCGCAUCUGAACUCGACAGGUUGAUACGGACUUUUGUUCAUUUCCCUAUUGUAGACCUUCUGUGAAAUCUAUUACAAACUGAUUUGGUCACAUUUUACAAAAGGUCUACAAUAGGGAAAUGAACAACAAGUCCGUAUCAACCUGUCAAGUUCAGAUGCGACAAGCGCCUAGUUUUGGUAGAGCGGGUCACUUAUAUCUAUGAGUACUGAGUUUUUGAGGUUGCUCUUCUUCACCCUCCAGGUCAAUUCCAAGCGAACUGACCUAAACAUUGAUGAUGCCAUUGGAUCUGUUGAACCCUGCAGGGCUUUCCAAAUACUUUGAGCAGCCAGUUGGGGUGCCAGAAAAAAAUGCCAGGCUGCCCUAGGGGGUGGCAGGCUCUUGACCCCAGCAGCCUGCUGCCAAAAUAAUUUCUUGUGGUUCUGUUUUGGUUUUUGACUGCCCAAUCACAUUUUAACCACUCAACACAUGGCUGAUAAGUAGGAACAAGUCUAUCACAGCUUAAUAAUUCUCAUAUUAGUUCUGAAUAGUGCUAUAUACGUCAGUUUUUUCCAAAAAGUGGACAACUCGCACAUCUUUUGCAGCAUUUUCGCUACAUCAGAGUUGAAGAGAAGCUGGAUAGCCCUGCGCCCCAUUCUCAAGUCAAAGCAGGGAUGGCAUGCAAGAGUUGCCCUGAAACAGUGUGUGUAAUCAGUACAUUGUGUAUCAGUCCAGUGGCCAGUGGGAAAGAGCACCACCUAGUUUAGUAUCAACCCCUAAUAAACAAUCUGAUAUUUCAAAAGUGACUACAUAUUUUUUACUUAGGCAUAACUUUUAUUAAUUAUAGAAAAAUAGUUUUUCUCUUGUUAUAAACAUUUUUUAUGACUUUUUCUGUGCGGAGAAUGUUUUGUUGGUGAUCAUGAAGUCAACUGUUAUAAGUUGAAAUUAUCCAAGAUCAUGAUACUUUGUGUUCUUUUGGAGUCAGCUGGUAGGCCCACUUAAAGAUAUUGUGGCUGUCUACAUCAGAUACAUGUAUCUCAUGUGAAAGUUAUUUUGAAGAUGGUAUGCAUGCUAUUUUUUCCGCCGUCUUGAAAUUUGAUCAGGUUGCUUUUUACCAUUCGGCAACCUUCGUGUGUCCUAAUUCAUGUUCAGAUAUGACAUUGUUGUUGAUUGUGACAGAAAUUGUUAUCUUUCAUUUCAGCUUUGUUGGUAGAUGGCAGCACUUUAGAUAUGAGAUUGAUAUUUAUAAACGUGACUGGAUGUCUGGUGAAGGAAAUAGCAUUUUGUUGCUGAAAUUACUGUAAAAACCAAUAACUUUUUUGAUGGCUUUUAAUUUUUUUCACUCUAAUUUCUUCAGAACUACAAUACUCUGUUGUAACAUUGCUCUGAAUUUUGUUGGUAUGAGAUCAAUUGAAAUUGACAUCUGUAUUCAAUACAUAUGGUGGUGGUCUCUAUUAACAUUUUGGGUGGCUUUGAUAUAGUGGCAUAUUUUGCUGGCUGACAUAAUGUUGACCUUUCCUAUAUAUAGGGAGGAAAACAGCUUUUCACUCUGGUGUCUGAGCGAGGUACACAGGUAUAAAGAAUUUUGGAUCAACAUCUUUCUGACGUCAUUCCAUGAACACAAUUCUGACAUCUUCUUGCAAGAUAUCAACUUGACUCAUGUGCAAUGAUAGGACAUGGGUGUCCAGUAGCGGUCCUCAGAUUUGACGUUCGGCCAACAUCUUUCUGAUUCCAUUCUGACAUCAAGCCUCAAAUUUCAGCUUGAUGUCAGGCCAUCAUCAAAUAGGCAUCGGACUGCCAUCAAUCUUGCAAGAUGUCGGCCCGACAUUUGAAUAUUUUCCUGUGGAUUAAAUGACUGAAUCAGCUUUGGGUCACAAAAA
Lineus longissimus is the source of this 3154-nucleotide messenger RNA. RefSeq names its product UDP-galactose translocator-like. Gene Ontology annotation, cellular component: Golgi membrane. Gene Ontology annotation, biological process: pyrimidine nucleotide-sugar transmembrane transport. The record is from RefSeq and is a predicted model, not a curated record. The transcript has 4 exons. Gene Ontology annotation, molecular function: UDP-galactose transmembrane transporter activity. The coding region runs from base 166 to 1182 and encodes 338 amino acids. Lineage: Eukaryota; Metazoa; Nemertea; Pilidiophora; Heteronemertea; Lineidae.